AUGGCGACAAGGAAGAUGAAUGUUCUGGUGUACUCAGGCAAUGGCAGUACAACUGAAUGUGUAAGACAUUGUCUGUAUACUCUACGGCGCCUUCUAUCACCUAAUUACGCAGUCAUCCCCGUGACCGACAACGUGAUCCUCAAAGAGCCAUGGACUGCUUCCUGUGCACUCUUGGUGUUCCCAGGCGGAGCCGAUAUGGGCUAUUGUCGGUCUUUGAACGGGGAGGGGAAUCGUCGCAUCGAGCUUUACGUCCGUCGCGGCGGUGCGUACCUCGGCUUCUGUGCGGGUGGCUACUAUGGAAGCUCAAGAUGCGAAUUUGAAGUAGGGAACCGGGUUCUGGAAGUCAUUGGCUCACGAGAGCUGUCUUUCUUUCCGGGUACCAGUCGGGGAUGUGCUUUCAAAGGUUUCGUCUAUCACAGUGAAGCAGGUGCUAGAGCAGUAGAUUUGCAGGUUCAAAAGGAAGCAUUCAAGACCGGGGUCGUCCCUCAGUCUUUCCGGUCAUACUAUAACGGUGGGGGUAUCUUCGUCGAAGCAGAUAGUUUUGCCGGUAAAGGAGUCGAAGUUCUUGCAAAAUACUCCAGCGACCUUGACGUCGAAGGGGGAUCAGCAGCGGUUGUGUUUUGCAAGGUUGGCGAAGGAGGAGCUAUUUUGACUGGACCACAUCCAGAAUUUGCCGCUGUAAAUCUCGACUCAAAGUCAAACGGUCCAGAGUAUUCAAAGCUGGUCGAUGAACUGGCCGAGGACGAUGCAUCUCGUGUCAACUUCCUCAAGGCCUGCCUCAGCAAACUCGGGCUGAUAGUCAGCCAGGAGACAUCUUCGGUACCAUCCCUUUCUCGUCUCCAUCUCUCGUCAAUGCAUCAUCAUUUAGUCUCAGGCUUGCUUGAUUCCUGGGAAGAUAUCAUCACAAUAGAAGAUGGCGAAGAGUAUAUCAAGGCCGAGAACGAUACUUUCUACCUCGAGAAGCAGGAUUCUCGUUGGUCGGUGAACUCUCUCGUCAAAAUGCUUCCUCUGCCUGGUAUUCCAAAGGGAAGUGAAGGUAUCUCGGCUGAUCAGGUUGAUUGUUCGGAUGACAGAAUAUUCGAUUGUAAUGCUAUCACCAAACGUCUGAUUCCGCACGAGACGGAGUGGCCGGGCACGAAGGAGACGCCAUACUUCAACCACAACGCUUUCUAUAUCAAUUUAAGGAAGUAUCAGGAGGAGAAGGGAGGCGAAGCUGAAGAAUACGGAAAGUAUCUUGUGUACGGAGAGGUUGUGACGAGCACGAGUACUCUGCUCGAGAAGAACCCGAAAUUAUUAUCCACGUUGCCACCCGGGUUCACACUCACCGCUACCACACAAGUAGCUGGCCGUGGCCGAGGCUCCAAUGUUUGGGUCUCACCAGCUGGGUGCUUGAUCUUCUCAACAAGCAUGAAGCACGCAAUGGAGCUCAGUAACACUGCGCCAGUAGUCUUCAUACAGUACCUGGCCGCCAUCGCAAUUGUAGAAGGUAUCCAGUCAUACGACCGUGGUUACGACCAGGUUCCAGUCAAGUUGAAAUGGCCAAAUGAUAUCUAUGCUCAAGAUCUCACAAAGACCGAUAAGAAGGAAUACGUCAAGAUUGGUGGUAUCCUCGUCAACUCCUCCUACUCCUCUGGCGCCUACGACCUGGUCGUAGGCAUUGGUCUAAAUACCACCAACGCCGCCCCUACCACCUCCCUCAAUGCACUGCUUAAUCCCUCCCAGACACCCUUCACCCUUGAAAAACUGCUCGCGCGGAUCCUCACCAGAUUCGAAAGCAUCUACAAAAGUUUCUGUAGGACAGGAUUUGAUCGUAAGCUCGAGGAAACUUAUUACAAGCACUGGCUGCACACGGACCAGAUUGUAACGCUGGAGGCUGAGGGGGGUGUAAGAGCCAGGGUGGUGGGCAUUACUAGGGAUUGGGGGUUGUUGAGAGCGGAGGAAUUGGGCUGGGAAGAUCGUCCGACGGGGAAGGUUUGGGAGUUGCAGAGUGAUAGUAAUAGUUUUGACUUCUUCAAGGGGCUAUUGAAGAGGAAGGUUUGA
Molecule: messenger RNA, 2040 nt
Organism: Drepanopeziza brunnea f. sp. 'multigermtubi' MB_m1
Lineage: Eukaryota; Fungi; Ascomycota; Leotiomycetes; Helotiales; Drepanopezizaceae
Biological process (GO): protein modification process
Cellular component (GO): cytoplasm
Molecular function (GO): biotin--[biotin carboxyl-carrier protein] ligase activity
Source: RefSeq, a predicted model, not a curated record